Molecule: messenger RNA, 4032 nt
Organism: Monopterus albus (swamp eel)
Lineage: Eukaryota; Metazoa; Chordata; Actinopteri; Synbranchiformes; Synbranchidae
Product: discs, large homolog 3 (Drosophila)
Exons: 21
Coding region: 337-3165 (942 amino acids)
Biological process (GO): cell-cell adhesion; receptor clustering; receptor localization to synapse
Cellular component (GO): neuron projection; basolateral plasma membrane; neuromuscular junction
Molecular function (GO): protein kinase binding; ionotropic glutamate receptor binding
Source: RefSeq, a predicted model, not a curated record
GGGGCUGGUCUCUGAUUGCGUGGUCAUAUACAAUAUUUUGAAUAUUUCCUUUGAUCUUCUACGUCAAGAGGACAAAGACUACGUGCCCAUUUUGUAUUUUUGUUUUCCUGUUGCUGCUUCCCAUCCCUCUCGAUCUUUUUUUUUUCUACAUUCGGGAGGAAUAAAGCGGAGAGUGAAAGGAUUUGAUGAAAAAGGGAAAAAUCUGUAAAAAUUCCUGUGAUUGGUGUUAUCUCCGUCGGCAUUAGCAUUCUGUGAGCCGAUCACAGCGUGCUGUGUGAGAUCUGAGGAGGCAGCAGAGACAGAGUGCUCAGUGUCAGUCCAGCCAGCACAGUCAAAAUGCACAAACAUCAUCACUGCUGCAAGUGCCCAGAAUGUUACGAGGUGACCCGUAUGGCUGCCUUGCGUAGGAUGGAUGCCCCUUCGUAUGGAGGAGACUGGCAGGCCGAGCCCUAUGGAUACCCGCCUGGGUAUGGGGGAGGCCAGACCUUGCCCCCUCCAGCCUCAGGGGGAGGAGGAAACAUGGGAGGAGGAGGGGGCACUUUGGGGAGAAGUAAGGGCAAGAUUAUGUCUGGUGGGGGCCCUGGAGGCCCAAACUCAAAGGGCCAAUCCAAGGGUGGCCCCAAGGUAAACGGCAACAACUCCAGUGGGCCAGGAGGAUGGUGGCCUGAGUGCACCUGUACCAACCGGGAGUGGUACGAUCAGGCCAACCCUCCCCCCAUCAUUGUCAACGCAGACUCUCUAGAUGCAGGCCCUUAUGUAAAUGGCAGUGAUGGGAUGUAUAAAUAUGAAGAAAUCAUUUUAGAGAGAGGGAACUCUGGCCUGGGUUUUAGCAUUGCUGGAGGAAUAGACAAUCCCCACAUUCCUGAUGAUCCGGGGAUCUUCAUCACCAAGAUUAUCCCUGGAGGAGCAGCUGCUAUGGAUGGACGGCUGGGGGUUAACGACUGUGUGCUGCGUGUCAAUGACGUGGAUGUAUCUGAAGUGGUACACAGCCGGGCGGUGGAAGCCCUGAAGGAGGCGGGGCCUGUGGUGCGGCUGCUGGUCCGACGGAGGCAGGCCCCGCCUGAGACGAUUCUGGAGGUCAAUCUGCUGAAAGGGCCCAAAGGACUGGGAUUUAGCAUCGCUGGAGGGAUUGGGAACCAGCAUAUCCCAGGAGACAACAGCAUCUAUAUUACCAAGAUUAUAGAAGGAGGAGCUGCCCAAAAAGAUGGACGUCUGCAGACUGGAGACCGCCUGUUAGCUGUGAACAACAUUGUGCUGCAGGACGUGCGUCAUGAGGAGGCGGUGGCUGCGCUAAAGAACACCUCUGAUAUGGUUUACCUGAAGGUGGCCAAGCCAGGUCCUGUGCAUCUCAAUGACAUGUAUGCCCCUCCGGACUACUCCAGCAGUCUGGCCCUCCCUCCAGCCUUCCCCACCAUGGUGGACAACCACGUCAGCCACAACUACAUGGGGGCAAUGGAGCCCAAGCCAGUAUACCCACCGUCCCAGGUUACCCCGUCCAGGUACUCGCCAGUUCCCCGCCACAUGCUGGGGGAGGAAGACUUCACAAGCAGGGCUGAACCUAUUUACAGUGUCAUCCACAAACCUGGGGACAACAAGGUGCCCCAGGCUCACUACAGAGGCUUCUGUCCUUCCCCUGCUCCCUUGUGCCAAGGUCCUCUCCCCUUCUCUGGCAGAGAGCCAAGGAAGGUGUUGCUGCACAAGGGCUCCACAGGGCUGGGCUUCAACAUAGUCGGCGGGGAAGAUGGAGAAGGCAUCUUUGUCUCCUUCAUCCUGGCAGGAGGACCAGCUGACCUGAGCGGCGAGCUGAGGAGGGGCGACCGGAUUCUCUCUGUGAAUGGGGUGAACCUAAGGAAUGCCACACAUGAGCAGGCAGCUGCAGCGCUGAAGAGAGCUGGACAAACUGUCACCAUCAUUGCUCAAUACAGGCCUGAAGAGUAUAGCCGCUUUGAGUCCAAGAUCCACGACCUGAGGGAGCAGAUGAUGAACAGCAGCAUGAGCUCAGGAUCAGGUUCCCUGCGCACCAGUGAGAAACGCUCCCUCUAUGUCAGAGCUUUGUUUGACUAUGAUCGAACGAGGGACAGCUGCCUGCCCAGCCAAGGCCUGAGCUUCUCUUAUGGGGAUAUCCUCCACGUCAUAAAUGCUUCUGAUGACGAGUGGUGGCAGGCGAGGCUGGUCACACCACAUGGAGAGAGUGAGCAGAUUGGGGUCAUUCCAAGCAAGAAAAGAGUGGAGAAAAAAGAGCGGGCCAGGUUAAAAACAGUCAAGUUCCAUGCCAGGACAGGCAUGAUUGAGUCUAACCGGCCAGUCAAAGUAAAGCGCAAAAAAAGCUUCAACCUCUCACGCAAGUUCCCGUUUUACAAGAGCAAGGAGAAUAUUGUGCAGGAGAUGGAGUCUGAACAAUGCCUGACAUCCAACACAAGUGACAGUGAAAGCAGUUCGAAGGGACAGGAGGACACAAUUCUUUCCUACGAGCCAGUCAUUCGACAGGAAAUUCACUACACAAGGCCUGUUAUCAUUUUGGGGCCAAUGAAGGACAGAGUAAACGAUGACCUCAUCUCUGAGUUUCCCCACAAGUUUGGCUCCUGUGUACCCCGUGAGUUGACAGCACGCAACAUCUCUGCACGGUACAUCAAAUUUUCCUGCUGUGACAAAAAUAAUAACAAAAAUCCGUUCCAUUCUGCAGAUACGACUCGUCCAAGGCGAGAGAAUGAAAUGGAUGGCCAGGACUACCACUUUGUGGCCUCAAGAGAGCAAAUGGAGAAAGACAUUCAAGAUAAUAAAUUCAUUGAGGCUGGCCAGUUCAACGAGAACCUCUAUGGGACUAGCAUCUUGUCUGUGAGAACUGUGGCUGAGAGGGGGAAACACUGCAUUCUGGAUGUGUCAGGGAAUGCCAUCAAACGACUGCAGCAAGCACAACUUUAUCCAAUUGCCAUCUUUAUUAAACCAAAAUCCAUUGAAGCCCUAAUGGAAAUGAACAAGAGGCAGACGUACGAGCAGGCCAAUAAAGUCUUUGACAAGGCAGUUAAGCUGGAGCAAGACUUUGGAGAGUAUUUCACAGCUAUCGUACAGGGUGACUCACUAGAGGAGAUCUACAACAAAAUCAAGCUCAUCAUUGAGGAGCAGUCCGGACCCUACAUCUGGAUCCCCUCCUCAGAGAAGCUCUGAGCUCCCUGCUGUCCCCUCUGCGUCGGCGCAGAGCUCCUGUCCUGCCUCCCAGAGACCCCGCCCAAGCCCAAAUAGCCACCCCCACACUCCUCCUCCUCACCUCCUUUUUGCAGAUAUGUUUCAUAUCAAGUUUUAGUGUCAUCAUUAUGUUACUCUCUAAAUGAAAAAGAAGUCUUAUCGCCAUUAUUGUCUGUGCACACCCCUGCAUGAGUUUCUCAACAAAUUCAUUCAAGACUGGAAAUGCCAUUCCAAAGGAAUUUGUCAAAUGUGAACAAAAUUGAAAAGGGAUAAAUCCUUUUGUGAACUGGGACUGACUGAACAUCAACAUGUUUGACAGAAAUCUGAAGAGAGGAAUUGGGAUUCAAAAAGACGUUGCAGGGGAACAGAGACAAAUCAAGUGGGAACACUUUGUAAAUGUUCAUCAAAUCACGUUUCAAAAGAUGGGCAAGAUGAGAAGUCGAAAAAUUAAGGAUUUUUUUUCCCUCUGAAAAGACUGGAUAAAAUCAAGCCCUGCUGAUGGUACUGUUCAAGGAGUCAUCUCUGUUGUUUAUAAUGACUGAGGAAAUUAAUGGAGGAGCCUACAAACUGGUGAUGUAUUUAUCACAAACCAGCUUGCUGUUUGGUCGUCUGCCAGUUGUCUGAGCUGAUAAGACAUCUCGGGAGGCAGAUCAAGAGGAAGAAAUGUGUUGUGAAUCUACAUUUAUAUUAUGAGAUCACAAGAUAAAUGAUAAAAUCCUACUGAGAUUAUCCUACAUAUUAAAAACUACACAUUUUACACUUCACUAGAAUUGUCAAUUUGGAGGGCUGUUAGAAUUCAUCUUUUUUUUUUUUUUUUUUUUUUUUUUUUUUUUUUUUUUUUUUGGGGUU